Molecule: messenger RNA, 1071 nt
Organism: Penicillium pulvis
Lineage: Eukaryota; Fungi; Ascomycota; Eurotiomycetes; Eurotiales; Aspergillaceae
Product: FAD-dependent oxidoreductase
Exons: 3
Coding region: 1-1071 (356 amino acids)
Molecular function (GO): D-amino-acid oxidase activity; FAD binding
Source: RefSeq, a predicted model, not a curated record
AUGUCUCCGCUUCUCAUGGAGCAGUACGAUAACGAUGCGAUGCAAAUGCCUUUUGCACAGCGACCUAUUGUCGUUUUAGGUGCAGGCAUUAUCGGAUGUGCAACCGCCCGCCAACUACUCCAAAGUGGCUUCCCCGUGGUAGUGGUGGCCGAAUAUCUGCCCGGAGAUCAAGAUAUUACCUAUGCAUCUGCGUGGGCGGGCGCCGCCUGGCACGCUGCUGGUGGGAUCAACCCCGAGCAGCGUUAUCUUCAAGCAGUGACCCAUCGAGUCUUGCUCAAAAUGGCUCAGAACCCGGAAUCUGGUGUCAGUAUUGUCAAAGCACGGGAAUAUUUGGAACAAAAACCGGCUCCUGAUUCGGCGAUCUGGGGAAGAACUGUCACCGCUAAGUUUCGGGAGAUGAGCCGCGAUGAAUUCCCGGACAAUUUCUAUUGCGCUUGGUCCUAUGAGACUCUGGUCACGGACCCCACACGACAUAUGCCAUAUCUUGGCAAGCAAGUCACGGAAUUGGGAGGAGCUUUUGUUCGCCAGCGAGUCCAGUCCCUCCAGGAGCUGUACGACAUGUUCCCAGAAUCGAGGAUCUUCAUCAAUGCCAGCGGGCUCGGCAGUCUGACCCUCACGGAUGUUCUGGAUGAUCGCUGCUUCCCUGAAAGAGGACAGACCGUGUUUCUUCGAACGGACAAAUGCAGUACCAUGUACUUCCGCAAUGGUCAGGAAUAUACCUAUGUCAUUCCACGACCUUUAUCGCACGGAGUCGUCCUGGGAGGCGUGAAGCAACAAGAUAACCUGUCUCCAGAAGUGGAUCUCGAUAUCGCGCGAGAUGAGAUCACACGUGCACAUCGGCUCGCUCCCGACGUUGUGCCGGAACAACCGGCAGAUGAGGAUAUUAGCCAUAUUAUUGGAAUUCGACCCUCCCGGCGAGGUGGAUUUCGUCUUGACUCGGAAAAACACGGCGAUCGAAACGUGAUUUCAGCCUAUGGCUUUGGUGGUGGGGGAUACGCCUUCUCGUAUGGCAUUGCAGAUGCGGUGGGAAAGAUGGUUGAAAACGUCGAGCGUGAGAAUGUGAUUGUGUAG